Anisakis simplex (herring worm) is the source of this 525-nucleotide messenger RNA. The record is from the annotation of a GenBank genome assembly. Lineage: Eukaryota; Metazoa; Nematoda; Chromadorea; Rhabditida; Anisakidae.
AUGGUGGCGGCAGCACCACAUAGCGAAUCAUCGACACCGUCAACGAGCGCAACGACGAUCGCUUCGACGGCUGAUGCUGGGCCUCAGAUGAGCUUAUUGGGUAAGGCAAAAACUGCGGCAAUGUCACGAAUAAGCGGUGUGCGAAAGCUGCGGACCGCGUGUGGUGGGCAGAUUCCCGAGUUUGGCGUGGAAGGCCAACGUGAACUAGCCGUUCAUAUGCAAAGGUUAGACGAAUGGGGACCGAACGUUUUUAAAAUUCAAGAGCUCAGCAAAGGACACUCGCUUACGGCAAUUACUUACACUAUAAUAAAGAAAGCAAAAAUCGAUUAUAUGACUGAAGUGAAAUUGCAGAAUCGAGGUCUACUGAAAACAUUCGAAAUUCCACCAGGAGCGUUGUUAACCUAUUUACUACAUUUGGAGCAUCACUAUCGUGAUAAUCCCUAUCACAAUUUGGUGCACGGAGGUGAUGUGGCCCAAUCAACGAACGUGCUUAUCUCGUGUCCUUCUCUCACUGUGCGUUUCUGA